CCGCCUCGAUCCCAUCGAUCCCAUCCAUUCACUCACCAGCCAAUCCACCAAGUAAACUUUCUUUUUCCUUUCCUUGCUUGCUUGCUUGCAAGCAUCCAACUCCAACACGAACACACCCCACAGCCUUGGCUCUCUUGGUUCGAACCACACCUCCCACACCACACCACACCACACCUCCCACCACACCACAAGGCACCUCCCUCUCCUCAUUCCCCUUCCUCUCUCCGAAGCCGUAUGUACCAUGAGCCAGCGUGAGCUCACCUGCAACAUGAGCUGGUACCGCGGGAGGACGACCUCCACGUCCUCCAUGGCGUCCGACGCCAGCACAGCGCCCAAGCACACGGCCACCACCAGCACCAGCACCACCAGUAGCAGCAGCAGUAGCAGUGCACGCGGCCUGGACAGCGCGUAUGCCUCUGUGCCAAGCUCGCCCGACCGGGUCGCAGCAUCGUCCAUGACCUCCUCGUCGUCCAGCAGCGUGGCCGUUGAGGAGCAGUACUACCACCGCUACAACCAGCGCUGGGGCGCACCAGCCACAGACGCAGCGCCAAUGACCACGAGCAAGGCGCCGAAGGUGCCGGUGAUUACGACAACGCCGCCCUCACCCUUCUUCGCCAAGCGCUCACAAACACAGCCGCAGCAGCAAAUGCACGACCACGGCCACCGUGACCGCCCCAACCACGACCACGAGCACCAGCACGAUGACCUGCACACGCUGUGUGAUCUGCCGCGGGAGGUGAUCCAGCAGCACGUGCUGCCGCACCUGAGCGUGGACGAUCUGUGUGCUCUGCGCUGCAGCUGCUGGUUCCUGCACGCCACGGUGGAUGAGAUGCGCCCGUACAAGGUGCUGUGGCGCGUGACAGCGGUGUACCGGCAGCAACAAGAGCGCGGGCCGCGCCGCCGCUCCAACCCGGUCAUCCAGCUCGUGCACGACACCAUCGCCGUCAUGCCGCCGCCAGCGGUGCCGCCGCCGCGCAUGGCGGAGUCGGCCGUCCGCCUGUACACGCGCUUCUUCCCGCGCGAGCGGCCGCACUUGAAGACGCCGGAGGCCGUGGUGGACGUGGCCAGCGUGGCGGCGCUGGUUGGCGCGGCGCGCGUGCUGCACCACCUGCUGACGCUGCCGCCGCUGCUGGCUGCCGAGCACAAGCAGCGGUCUGCGGCCAUGCUGCUGUGCAUGCGCGUGGCGGUGAAGAUGGGCCACGUGGCGUGCAUCCGGGCCAUCUUCGAUGCCAUUGGAAAAGUGGCGGACAGCGUGCCCCCGCUCAUCUGCCGCGAGUCCCUGCUGGCCUUCUUCGACCAGAGCCUGCAGAACGGGCACGCGGACGCGGCGCGGUUGCUUGCAGGCAAGGCCAACUACUCCGAGCAGCAGCAGGUGGCGGACGCGCUGCACGCCAACGCGCCCGUGCUCAACAGCCCGCGCACGGUCGACUACUUUCUCUCGCUGAGCGUGCCGGAGGAGGACCUGCUUGACCUGGCCAGCAUUGCCGUGGCGCACGCGUGCGAGGACGGAAACGUGGCGCUGCUGGACCAUCUGCUGCGCAACCACGCGCAGUACGCCCGCGUGCACGUGCCGCACAUUGAGGCGGCCGUCAGCCGCGACCGCGCCUUUGUGCUUGCAUGCUUGCACAACGCGCUCGACCUGCGGCGCCAGCACUACACGGACACGCUGCCGGGCCUCACGCACGCGUGGCCGCUGCUCGGGCAGAUGUGCCGGUGCGGUGCCGUCAAGUGCCUCGACUUUGUGCGCCGGCAGUUUGAGUUUGACGAUGCCAUGCUGGCCAUCGUGUCCACCAACCUCAUGAGCAUGUGCGCGCCCAGCUUCGGCUUUGCCCUGUCGCGCGUGCUGCAGUUUCUCACCCGCACGCAGUUGCAUGCGCGCGUGCCCGUCUCGUGCUGGCAGGCCGUGGCUGCGGGCUGCUGCCGCUUUGGGUUCACCGACGCCCUGCAUGUCCUCCUCACCCAGUGCUUUGGCUUCACGGACUCUGAUGGUGACAAACGCAGCAGUACAUGCAGUGCAUGCAAGCACGUGGGAGGCAACGACAACAGCGACAGCAGCAGUGACGCAAAGAAGCGUGGCUGCGCUAGCAACACAGCCACGUCAAUCCCCACCUCUCCCAGCAGCAGCGGCACCACCACCACCGCCACAACAUCGGCAACACCAUCGGCAACACCAUCGGCAACAUCAACACAUCCAAUUAUGCAUGUGGAUCGGCGUGUGGUGCGCAAUAUGGAGGCGUGUGCGGGGUGCCGGCUGGUGGUGGCGCGUGCCAUCUUCCUGACGACGGAGGAGGCCGCCUUUACACAGCAGUGCCCGCUCCUGACGGCGGUGCUGGGCGGAUACACGGGCGUGGUGGGCAUGCUGCACAAGUACGGCGUGUUCUCGCACAGGGACGAGUCUCGCCUGCGCCUGUUGACGACGCUGGUUCGCGCCAUGGGCCACGCACAGCGGCAGGAUGAGAGCGGUGCCGGCGACAUGCACUCUCCUUUGAUCAUGCCCUGGGCACGUGCUGAUCCCGCGCACUCCAUGUCCCCGCCGGCGCCGGCUGCGAUGCACCCGCGUGCUGGCGAUGCGCUGACACCGCGAAGGCGGCAGCGGCGCGGGUCGUACGCAGCAACGCACAACGCGCUGGCCGGCAUGAGCUUGCGUCAUGGCGUGCGACUCUCCUCCAUUCACUCAAGCGCGGGCAUGCUGAACCUGCUGUGGGAGGAGGUUGGCCUGGCACGCGUGUAUCUGCAGCAGCCGAAGGACCUGUGCGAUCUUCUCUCGCACGCGUGCUGCUUUGACCUCAUGGAUGUGCUCAACUUGGUGUUGUUGGACCUUGACGACAGCGCCGUUGCGCAAUCCGCCCUUACUGCCGUGCAGGCGUGGCCGCAGGACGUUCAGUCCACCCACGCCGCGCAGCUUGUAGUGCGCCACCUCAUGCGCCGCUCUUGAGUGGUGGGUGGUGUGCAUGAUGGUCGCUCUGGUACUUGCUGGUUUGGUUAUUGAUUUAUGUACAUACAAACCUGUCUCCUGCAUGUGUGUGUGUUGCUUGCGUGCAUCAGAGGUGUUGUGUGAAGUGCUGCUGUUGUUGUGUUGAAUGAAAUGGAAUGGUGUAUUGUUGGAUAACAGGACCAUAAAAUGUACGAAAAC
Messenger RNA from Salpingoeca rosetta, 3133 nucleotides. RefSeq lists its product as uncharacterized. The record is from RefSeq and is a predicted model, not a curated record. Bases 242 to 2935 code for a protein of 897 amino acids. NCBI's taxonomy places the organism in Eukaryota, Choanoflagellata, Craspedida, Salpingoecidae. Gene Ontology annotation, molecular function: protein binding. The transcript has a single exon.